Messenger RNA from Prorocentrum cordatum, 2016 nucleotides. The record is from the annotation of a GenBank genome assembly. Lineage: Eukaryota; Dinophyceae; Prorocentrales; Prorocentraceae.
AGGGGAACGAGAAAGACUCGAGUUCUCGCCAGAGCGCAGGUUCGCCGACGCUUUUGCGGAGCUCAUCCCGGAUGUUGACGGUCUUGUUCUCGUGGGAUGGUUGCAGCACGAGUUCGCUCCAAAUUUGGGUCUCCUCAUUUUCGUGACGGCCUUGCCAGAUGCCAGACCAAUGCGAGAUCCCCGAACCCGAGUCGUACGUCUCCUCGAUCCUUCUCGCGCAUGCCCAACCGCCGGAGGCCUUGGCCAGCGCCCUUCCCCUCCGUUGAUAUUUUGGCUCAGGUCAUUGCGGCCUUCACUGUUGUGGCAUUCUUCCAGGCUGCUUGUGAUUUCUCCGGUGUGUCCCAGCGCUGAGAGCCCCAAAUCUGUGCAAUUGCUGGUCUCGCUUCCAGAAUGUAUGAAGCAAACGUCAAUUCCAAAAAUGCAGUUUUGAACCCUCAGGCUAAGGGUUCUGACCUCCAGAACGCCGGAUUUGGAACUGACGAUUUUGGAGAUUUUGGGCCCUCUGGAGAGCCCCAAGUUUCCUGAUAUGGCAUCUGAGGAGCCUGCGACAAAGAAGGCGAAGACUGGCGAGGAGUCGUACUACAAGGUCAUUGACGGGGUCCGGUACGACCGCGCUCUGCUAGAGGCUGCUGAGGGCUUCGCCGCAGAUGGGCAGGUGGGCUAUCCAGAGGCCAGGAAGCUCUGGAAGAACGCCCAGGACGGCGCGGGCGUGACGGACAUCGAGAAGGCGACGCUCGAGUACGCCAUGAAAGUCUACAAGUUUUCGGAGCCCGCCAGGAAGUUCAUGACCACCUACCUGGCCGCAGGAAAGCACAGGUCCUACUACAAGACGGUGAGCAACGUGCAGUACGACCGUGCCCUGCUGGAGGCGGCCGAGAAGGCAGCGGCCGACGGCCAGAUCUCGUGGAGGGAGGCGAAGCAGCUUCUGGAGGACGCUUCCGACGGGAAGGGCAUGACGGGUACGGAGAAGGCCACCCUGGAGUACGCCUUGAAGACGUUCAAGUUCACGGACAAGGCCCGGAAGUUCCUGGAGGGCGGACUCCGGGUCGAGAAGCCCGCGUCCUACCCAGCCGCCUGCGGCCGCCCCGUGGCGCCACCGUGCCAGCGCAGCAUCGCCGCAGGGGUUGGGUUCAGUUGCAGACCCGCUCCAGAUCAGUGCCCUGUGAGGACUGGCGCGUGUCUCAACACCCCUUCCAGUCCUCGCCCUCGGCAUCGUUUUCCUAAAAUCCUCCCCGGUUUCUCAUGUAGAUAUAGGUCUAUGCAUAUGUGCGUGCGUAUGGCGCAGGUAAGGAAACUUCUGAACUUCAGAGAUGGCCCGCUCCGAUACUGAAGCGGACUCUGUUUGGAGCAUUUUGCUCGGAAAUUCGUCGCGGAGGGGCGAUGUCUGUUGCUUGCGGCACGUGGGGGCAUCGCCGCCAGAGGAAUGUUCUCGUACAAUUCGAUCUUCGUUCUGACGCUCCACUACGUAUCGUGCAAGCGCGGUGGAGGAUUACAGGAGCGUCGGCGGUAAGAAAUUCGAUCACGCGCUCCUGCUCGAGUUCGAGGAGGCCGCGAAGGACGGCGUCAUCAGCAAGGCAGAAGCGCAGCGCCUGUGGGACGUCGCCCAGGACGGCAAGGGAGUGACGGAGAUAGAGAGGGCGACCCUGAAGCACGCGCUGGACUCUGGCCUGUGCACGGGCCCUGCCAAGGCUCUCUUGGAGGAGAAGCUCGGGCUCAGCUGACCUGCGGGCUCCAGUUGUUCAGCCGCUGCUGCAUGCUCUUGUGCCGCUGCUGGCUCGGAGGCCCUCUGUCAGCGGUGGUGCGUGGGCAGCUCUCGGGGAGGCACCCCCCAGGGUGGCACCCCUGUUGUAUAGUCGGGCUGCUGUCCCGUUGAGGUCAGCUGACCUGCGGACGUGCCGCCCGCCGAGCAAUCGUUUUACCAGGUCCCAGGCGUGCGCAGCGAUCAGAGCGGUCAGAAUCAGAAGGGGGUGCCUCCUGGGACUGCCUCCCCCCUCAAUUCCCCCCCUGCUUCCCAGA